UCCCCGGAAGUGAUACUUUGACCCAAAAUGGAGGGAUAGUGGCACGAAAAAUAAAAGUUUUCGUGAAGUUUUGACGAGUUUGGGGAAAAGGGAAGGUUUUCAGGCCCAUUUCUAAACGUAAAAUGGAAGAAGAGGUCAUUUUUUCCUGGGGAGCCAACAGUUAUGGCCAGCUGGGCGUGGGUCACCGUGACGACCGACACUCCCCACAGCAGCUGCAGGGGGUCAACUUCAGGGUCAAGGUCGUGACAGGUGGCGGAGGUCACACAGCCUUCAUCUCGGCUGAAGGCCAGUUGUUUGUGUGUGGGUGGAACCAGAAGGGCCAGCUGGGGCUGGGCCACAGGGAGGACAUGUCUGUACUGACCCAUGUGGCAGCUCUGACUGAACCUGUGCACACUGUGGCCUGUGGGUGGGACUUCACUCUGGCUGUUACAGGUGGACGAUUGUUCUCCUGGGGAUCCAAUGCUUUUGGUCAGCUGGGUGUUCCAGAGGUGAAGGGCCACUCUUCCACACCAGUUCCCAUACAGAAUUUACAAGGUGUGAGAAUAGUGGGUGUUGCAGCUGGGCUCAGACAUGCAGUGGCACUGGAUGAUACAGGCUCCGUGUGGACGUGGGGUGCAGGGAAGAGAGGUCAGCUAGGUCGUUCAGAGGGAGGCGGGCUCCCAACAGUCUCAAAACAACCUGGCAGAGUACAAUCUGGUGUAGACCCUACCAUUGUUGCAGUUACAGCAGGAUCAUACCACAGUGUAGCCCUUACUGAUUCUGGAGACUUGUAUGUUUGGGGAAGAAAUGACAAAGGCCAACUGACAAACAGUAUCAAUUGUGAACAUGGUGCCAAACCAUCCAAUCACACAUCAUCAUCUUCCACCAAUCACAUGCAACAACAGCCUGCUUCAGCCAAUGAGGAACAAGGACUAUGUGUAUCAGCUACACCUGGUUUAGCCAAUCAGGUUCAACCUAGUGCAGCUCAGGAAAGUGUUUCAGAUCCUUCUUUGAAACCUGUGGCUCACAAAACGUCUGCUAAGCAAUGUGUGGACAUUGCUCAGUUGCCUAUCAGAUUAGAUUGCACACUUUUUGAUGGGAGGAAAGUUGUACAAAUUGAAAGUGGAUGGACUCAUCUUGUGGCAAUAACAGAGGACAGGAGAGUUUGGACGUGGGGUAGAGCUGACUAUGGCCAGCUGGGCAGGUUUGAGGAUAGGACAGCACUGCCACACAGCUGUUCUCAGCCUGCUGAGCUGUCAUCGCUGUCCAGUGUCAGACAGCUGCAGUGUGGUUCAGAGCAUAACAUUGCAGUAAUAGGUGACAAGGUUGUCUGCUGGGGGUGGAAUGAACACGGGAUGUGUGGGGAUGGAGGUGAGGAGGAUGUGUUGGUACCCAGAGUGGUGGAGACACUCCGGGGUUACUCACCAGUGUGGAUCAGUACGGGGGCAGGGCACACCAUGGUGGGGAUGAAGAGGAAAAAUACCUCAUGACUAAUGUAUAUAACAUAUGACAAUCAAACAAUGGGACUGUAGGUUAUACACAUCAAUGUGGAUGAGCAUCAAACAUGGUUGGAAAUGAGAAUGUGUUGACAUUGCAACAUGUAAAGCUUCAUCAGGAGAAGGACACAUGACUUUGCACAUAGUCCACCAUCAAUAAGA
Molecule: messenger RNA, 1637 nt
Organism: Branchiostoma belcheri (Belcher's lancelet)
Lineage: Eukaryota; Metazoa; Chordata; Leptocardii; Amphioxiformes; Branchiostomatidae
Product: secretion-regulating guanine nucleotide exchange factor-like
Exons: 11
Coding region: 123-1469 (448 amino acids)
Source: RefSeq, a predicted model, not a curated record